GAUGGAUUUCUAUCGCCGAGUCCCCUGGACUUCGAAGAAGAAAAUUCCUCAAGGCAUCGGGCUGGGGAUCCGCGCGGCUGUUUUCAGCCACGCACGCGCGCCGGGACCCGCUUCGGGCGGGGCUUCGGGAGCGCGCGAGGCCGGGCGCCGCCAUGCGAUUUCGGGCCAAGAUCGUGGAUCUCGCCUGCCUCAACCACUUCAGCCGUGUGACGGGCACGAUCGCCAGGCUGGCCCGGAGCUGCACACUUCGUCUUACCGCCGGGAAGCUCUUCUUCAUCCUCGCUGAUCGCGCGGCCGGCGGGGGUGCGGGGUUGUGGUGCGAGCUGUGCCAGGGCAAUUACUUCGAUGAAUUUCAGAUGGAAGGAGUAGCUGCAGAGCACAAUGAAAUCUAUUUAGAGGUGGUGCCUGAGAACCUGUCGAGAGCAUUAAAAACUGCCCAGAAUGCUAAGGCGUUCAAGAUAAAGCUGACUAACAAACACUGUCCCUGUCUCAGAGUUGCUGUGGAGCUGGUCAGUAUUUACCUGCCUGUGCUUAAAACAAUGAAGAGUGUUGUGGAGAGGAUGAAGAAUCUCAGCAAUUCCAUUGUGAUUGAAGCAAACCUGAGUGGAGAAAUGAACUUGAAAAUAGAAACUGACUUAGUAUGUGUAACAACGCAUUUUAAAGACUUAGGAAAUCCUCCCUGGGCAUCAGCAGAUGGAUGUCAAAGCUCUUCUCAAGGCAGAGAUCCAGAGAGCAUGGCUGAGGCACGCAUAGACAUCAAGAAGCUGCAGCAGCUGCUUGCUGGACAGCAGGUUAAUCCCACAAAAGCAUUGUGCAAUAUUGUGAAUAAGAGAAUUGUCCACUUUGUCUUGCUCCAUGAGGAUGUUUUGCUUCAGUAUUUUAUUCCAGCACUUGCCUGAAUGUUUUGGAAUCUUAGUCAUUUUCCAGCCUGAGGCAUUUUCCACAAAGUCUGAAAACUUUCAUGAGUUGCUGGACUACUCUCGUGAUAUACUGUUAGAUGGACACUAUUUCCCUGUUUAUGAAAUUCAAAAUACUUCCUUCUUGGGAAGGCUGUUUUUGUGAAGAGUUACAUGCUAUGAAAGACACAACACUGAGGAGCUGGCAUAUCUGAGUGUUACAAGGAGCAAAACUGAAAUUUGUACAUGCUUUUGGGAUGCUUUGAGCCUUCGAAAGGCAACGUAUUAGGUUUUUUUCUCAUCAACAAACAUAAAGGUAUAAUUGACCUCUGGAGCUGCUGCUGUACGUGCAGCUCAAAGUUGUCAUAACUCCACGGAGCAGGAGAACCCUCUGCAGGGUUGACAGAUUUGUAUUUGCCUGGACGGGUAAGCACAGCCCUCCUGAAGUGGUGUGGGAUUGACUUUGAAUCAAGCAAUGACAUAUAUGGACUUGAUGCUGCUGCAUGUUGUGGAGCAGGAAUGUGUCUGAGGCAGAGGAACUUCCCCUAGUUGCCAGCAUGUAACAGGAUUUAGCAGAUGCUAAGGAGCACCCACAGCUCAGCAGUGUCUGUUUGUACCUAGUUGUAGCUUUUGACUUGACUUACUCCAGUGUACUUCAGUAGUUGUUAGUGCUUGAACUGAUGUGUUUAGCUCUUGGCCUGAGAGGAUGAGAUAAACAGUCUGAAUUACAUUCUUAAUGUGGGCAGUAAAGGUCUCUAUCUACAUGCAGAUUGAAUGUCGUAUGAGGACAUGUGUGAACACAGCAAUUUGUGUAAAAUAAAGGGCAAAAUAUCUGUGAGUCACAUUUUUUCUCCUUUCAGAUUGCAAAGCAUUGCACAAUCUGCGUUGUCAUGAUGUCAGACAUGGUUCCAUGUGAUGAACCAAUUGUUUUAUGCCAAAAAAAUUUUGUUAUAGCUGAAGCCACUAAGACAAAACAGAGUUAUGAGCCACUGAUGCGACUACAAAAUAAGACCAGCCAGCUUCUCUCCAGCACUUGGUUCUUCUAAUGCACGCUUGUGUAGUGAGGUGUUAGGACUGUCCACCACCUCCUGCAGCUCUGGCUCAGAACUCCUCUGGCCCAGCAGUUGGAGCCUACCUUCAGAUACUUGGAUGCUGGGUGUGUGUAUGCCCUGGACUGAAGGAUGUACCUGCUGCUUUCCCUCUUGCAGGUUCAACAGGCACUGAAGCUGAGCUUGUGUCCCAGAGAGACAUGCAGAAACACGCAGGGCACUGACAUGACUGGUCACAGAAUUCCAGAGACAAGCUGUGCCUUGAACUGCAUCUACAUACAGGAUCCAUGUAAAACAAGCAUAGGCAGCCACAUUCCCUUCCUCCUCUUCAUCUGGCAGAGACAGAAUGUCACUAGUGUAGGCACAUGCACUAUGCUCUCUAGAUUCAAAAGCACAGAUGUAUUUUUAGAUCCCUUGAGUACUGGUAACUGUUCUCCUGAUACCCCUGCAUAGAUCCCGGCACUCUUACCUACCCUGUGGGUUCCCUUUGCAGGUCAGUGCUUGCAAGUACCCGGCUUUCCAGGUCAAUGUUUGCUAGUACCAUGCAACACUCGCACUGUUGUCCCACAGGCAUCCCAUACUCAUGGGUCCCUCUGGAUAUGAGCACACACUCUUUGCCUGCCUAAUACCCCAGACCUGACCCAGGCCUUCAUACUCACUGGCUCAUCCACCUUCAAGUUUGACAUCAGCUGCACACCGCCCACACACCUAGUCUGGGGAACACACAGACACUUGUAACCUCCCCCCCAUCAGCCAGCAUUAGAUACACAGAUUGUGAUCCAUGGUCCUGCUCCAGCCAGCAGCACCAAGCCUCACACAUGCCUCACUCAUGCCAGUCUCCCCUAUUAAUUGAAUUUUGGGACACACACCAUUCCCACUCCAGUGGCUGAGACCCCUGCACUCGUUCCAGCAGCUGACAUGAGAGCCUUGAGGUACCUAUAAAUGUGGGACACUGGAAUUGUCCAAUUUGUCAAGGCCAAUCUUGCAAGAGGGCCAAACACUGCUGUGACUUUGUAAAAGGGAGUGGUUUGACUUAAACAACUUUAUCUGGUAAGACAUGGAUUGGGUGGUGGUCUAAUGCUCAAAUCAGCUGAAUGUCUUCUGGGGUGAAGUGGAGACGACACAGCCUGGAGUUCCUUCAGUCUUAACAGAAAGACCCUUGAAAGCAUGUACUGGGCUCCAUACCUUGAGGACGUGAUGUCAGGCAUCUGAUGACAGGAGCAGCCUCCCAGAGUUUUCAAAACAAAUUGGCACCUGAACACCCUUUUGUUGAGAAGGAGGAAUUAAACAACCACCUUACUUGAUGGACAGGUUGACGGGCCUGGACCUCUCUUCUACCCCAAGAAUGGAAGCCCUUUUGGUAGGAAAAGCACCUCCAGCUUUGUCAGAUAUUCCCUGGGAAAAUAACUUCUAAUGCAAGUUUCAAUUGUUACAUCUUUUCUAUAUAUAUAUUAAAGCAUUGUUAACUGGUUGUAAUAAGCUAGUGCUAAUAGAGCAAGUGAAUUUAUCAAUGGCAAUUCUGAACUUGUUUUAUCUGUAGCUUUAAAUGAAUUGUCUCAGCAUUGCUAGAUUUCCUCGGUGACUGCUGUGAGGGUCAGGCAUUGCAAAAUGGGGACCCUCUGACCAGCGUGCAGUUUGCUGUGCAGAUCCCAUCCACAGUGAUAAUCCACAGUGAUAAUCGGUGAAAAUGGGUGAAAAGUUUCCAAAACAAGUUAAAAGUAUUGAAAACAAUUUAAAACACAUCUAGAAAGGUAAAACCAAGAGAAAACAAGUUGAAAUCACUUAAAAUGAGUUAGAAUGAGUGAAGAAAAUUCAAAAUGACUGAAAAACAUUGAAAACAGGUGAAAACGAGUGAAAACAAGUUCAAGGCUGAGAACUAUUGAGAAGGUAGAGUCUAGUCCUGCUAUCCUUUUCACUGCAAGCCACAAACUAUGAUUUGAUGACACUUCUCCUGCAGUGUGCUGUCGCACACCGAUACCACAGUCCACUAAGCCUGGCUGUAACCAUGUAUGUGACCAGGGAUUUCUUCUGAAGGAAGUGUAUUAGCAGAGAAAGCUGCUGCUUGUUAUUUCCUUCUCCUUGUAAAGCUUUCUCUGCAAACAGAAAAAAAAUGGAUAGGAGAAUAGUUUCAUUUGAAACGGUCAUCUGUGACUCAACUGUGUUCAGUAAAGCCUGACUGCACAAUCUGAAACAUCCAGAGCCUCCCUACCCUCCAGCAGAUCGACACUUCCUCCCAGCUUAGUGUCAUCUGCAAACUUGCUGAGGGUGCACUCAAUGCCUUCAUCCAGGUCAUUGAUAAAGACGUUGAACAGAGCUGGACCCAGUACUGAGCCCUGAGGAACUCCACUUGUGACUGGCCUUCGGAAGAAGGAAUGCUGUUCCUUCUGAUUGCCGUUUUACUUCCCCGUCAAAACCAGAGAUGAGCGCUUGCUACCGUCAAAGAUGGUCAUGUAUGGCUCCAAGAUGCUAAAAAAAACGCACAGCUUCUAAAACAGAAAAUGUCCAAGGAUUGCUCCUACAGGAAAGGUGCAAGGAGGGAAAUCUGCUGCUAGGUAGAGUCUAGCCCUGCUAUCCCUUUCACUGCAAACAACGAACCACGAUUUGGUGAGAAUUUUGCUGCAGUGCACUGUCUCGCAUGAAUACCACAGUCUGCUGAGCCUGGCUGUAACCAGGGAUUUCUCUUGAAGUAAGUGUGCUAGCAGAGAAAGCUGCUGCCUGUUAUUUCCUUCUCCCUGUAGAGCUUUCUCUGCAAACAGAAAAAAAAUGAAUAGGAGAAUGUUGGAAGAGAUGAUGAGCAAAAAAUGGCCACAAGUGUUAUUAAGCCUCUGCAGCAGGAGUACAGAACAUUUAAUAUCCAGCAAGCCAUGGGCCUGAGAAGAAUAGACAUUGCUGGAACAUGAAGUGCCAACAUGGCAGAAAAAAGAAGUCAUGAAAACAACAAUUAUCAUGGGGAGGUUGGAAUGAGAAAAACACACCGUGGAAAUUUUUAUGAGGGGCUUGUGGGAGCAGCGUUGACAUUUUUAGUAAGGUAUAAAUAUGAGUUUGUAAUAAUAAACUUGGUCUUAGCUUGAAACGAAAGCUGAGUCUGAUCACUGAGGAACCUGAACAUAUGUAAGUCCAUGGGACUUGAUGAGAUGCACCCCAGAGUCCUGAGGGAAUUGGCAGAUGUGGUUGCCAAACCACUCUCCAUGAUAUUUGAAAAGUCACAUCAGCCAGGAGAAGUC
This is a messenger RNA of Cuculus canorus (common cuckoo), 5169 nucleotides long. It is a transcript of the gene HUS1, whose product is annotated as HUS1 checkpoint clamp component. The record is from RefSeq and is a predicted model, not a curated record. Gene Ontology annotation, biological process: double-strand break repair via homologous recombination; meiotic DNA integrity checkpoint signaling; mitotic DNA replication checkpoint signaling. The coding region runs from base 153 to 899 and encodes 248 amino acids. The transcript is spliced from 7 exons. Lineage: Eukaryota; Metazoa; Chordata; Aves; Cuculiformes; Cuculidae. Gene Ontology annotation, cellular component: site of double-strand break; nucleolus; checkpoint clamp complex.